AUAUUAUUAAAUUCAAAUUGUUUAACAACAAAUACAGAUUCAAAUUUAGAUUCAAAUUCAUUAUUAUUAAAUGAAAUAAAAGAAUUAAAAAAUAAAAAUGAUUUAUUAGAAGAACAAUUAGGUUUUCAAAUAAAAGUAAAUGGUGAAUUAAAAACAUUAUUAGUUGCAUCAUUAGGUGAAGAUUUAGAAGCACGUGUACAAGAUCUAACAAAUGAUAAAUUAGAAUUAGCACGUGCAUUAUUAUCAUCAACAGAACAUUUAACAUCACAUCGUGAACAAUUAGAAUAUUUAGCUGGUCAUUCAGAAGUAUGGCGUAGUAAAUUCUUAGCAUCAAGUUUAAUGGUUGAUGAAUUAGCUAAAUAUAAAUUAGAAUUAACAACAUUAAUAAAUGAAUUAAAAGAAUAUGGCGGUACUAGUGAUGGUAAUAAUAGUGGUUCAAAUAAUACAACAACAACAACAAAUACAACAGAUCAUACAAAUACAAUGAUCUAUCAAUUACUAAUCAAUAAUAAAAUUAAACAACAACAACAACAACAAAUUAAUACACAAUGUUGUAUUCAUUGUAAUCAUAAUAAAUAA
This is a messenger RNA of Chrysoperla carnea, 579 nucleotides long. Its product is annotated as golgin-45. NCBI's taxonomy places the organism in Eukaryota, Metazoa, Arthropoda, Insecta, Neuroptera, Chrysopidae. The record is from RefSeq and is a predicted model, not a curated record. Gene Ontology annotation, cellular component: Golgi membrane. Gene Ontology annotation, biological process: Golgi organization; Golgi to plasma membrane protein transport. The transcript has 3 exons. The annotation marks the transcript as partial.